GAGCCGCGUGCAGCAGGGAGCGCUUCCGGGGUGGGGGUCACGCGGGCGGUGUAGGGGCCAUGGCGCGGCGGCCUAAGGGUGCCGCGGGCGGGAGCGGGGUUCUCCCCGCGGCCCUGGGGCCGUCCUCCUCGGAGGAUGAGGCGGACGAGGCCCCGGAGGAGGUGUCCUUUGGCGUGGCGAAGGAGGCGGCCGAGGCCGAACGGAAGCUCGUGGGGGAGGCGGCCCGGAGGCACCGGGAGCUGCUGAAGGAGAAGCGGCGGCGGCGCCAGGAGUUGUUUGCGGAGCAGAAGAAGCGAAAGCUGCUCCCCGAAGCCGUGCUGCAGGAGCUGGCCGCUGCGCCGCCCGCACGACCCCAGAAGAAGGCUGCGGCAGCUAACCCAGGUAAACGCCGUGGAGGUGGGGCUGUGAAGCAGAAACAAGGGCAAGUCCAAAGGCAAGGCCAAGUCAAAAAGCUGGUGAAGAAAGACAAGCAAAGAAAGGGCACCAGGUCAACAGGAAACUAUACAGCUGUGUGCUUAAAAGACCAGAGUUUAACAGGCCUCCAGCAACAGCUGGCCAAAGACUUUAUAAAUGCUCAGCUCUACGGACCACAUGCCAACCGGGCACAGCCAAAUGAUUUUUUUUCCCUUGAAAACAAGAAAAACCCAGUUAAAAAAGCUGCAGUUCAGUUUGUGGACAAAGCAUGGGGGCAAGAAAAAAAGCAAAAAGCAGCGAGGUUUAGAAGACGUUGGCUCUCAAGACAGCUUAAACUGUGAGUAUGAAGACAGCUUUUUCAGAAGAUGCUACCAAGGACUUUUAUUGGAAGUUAGCCUCUCAAGCCAACAAAGGUGUUUCUCUUCCUCACUGCUCCAUCGUGAUUUCACUCUGGAGCUCCAGCCAGGAGCUCCCAGGAGGCACCAACCUUCACAAUACAGUGCCUGAACUCACCUUCCUGUUCUCUUCCCUCCCCCUGUCUGAAGGGGAAGCUAAGGAACAGCUGGGCAUGUGCAGUGACUCUGCUUCAGACUGAUUUACAACAGCAGGAGCUACUACCAGCCUUGGAGAGCUGCCUCCGUGAUGCAGUUCCUUUGUAGAGAAUAAAAAGGUGAACAAAAAGGUGAACGGUG
Pezoporus flaviventris is the source of this 1106-nucleotide messenger RNA. RefSeq names its product nucleolar protein 7 (gene NOL7). Gene Ontology annotation, molecular function: RNA binding. The record is from RefSeq and is a predicted model, not a curated record. Lineage: Eukaryota; Metazoa; Chordata; Aves; Psittaciformes; Psittacidae. Bases 60 to 755 code for a protein of 231 amino acids. The transcript is spliced from 8 exons. Gene Ontology annotation, cellular component: nucleus.